AUGGGGUGUGAUACUUACACGGAGGCCUUUAAUUUUGCGAUAGAAGAUUUAAAAAAAGGAAUCGAUUAUGGUAAUUCAAUGAUAGAGUACAGAUACAGUAUACAAAAAGCAUUUGAAAUGAUAAAAUCUAAAGUUGCUGAGAUAAAUAAAGAAAGGGAAAUUGUUGAUGGUGACGACGGUCCCGAAAAUCCUUUAGACUUUGAAGCUGUAGAAGCUGCAAACACAAUGGAUGACUUUCAGAGAAUCAAUCUAGUAGAAGUAAAGCAGAUUGAUCUUGAAAGUUUCAUCGCAAAACUUAAUACCGAUCAAAAAAGAGUCUUCGAUAUGAUCACAAAUAAAAUGGACACAACCGAUAGUAACGCUGACAUUUUACGCUGUUUUGACAACCAAGAAUCAGAAGUUGAUGAACAAGUAAAUACUGAAAAUAGUGAUGAUGUUAACAAUGAUGACAAUAUUGCAAUUUCGGGAAAAUCGUCACAACAACCAUCUACGUCUACAUCAAAUGAUAUGACGCCACGCAACAAGGUCGCGGAACCAGCACCAGCUGCGAAAACAUCUACAUCUGGUACAUAA
This is a messenger RNA of Parnassius apollo (apollo), 573 nucleotides long. The record is from the annotation of a GenBank genome assembly. Lineage: Eukaryota; Metazoa; Arthropoda; Insecta; Lepidoptera; Papilionidae.